Molecule: messenger RNA, 1676 nt
Organism: Salvia miltiorrhiza (redroot sage)
Lineage: Eukaryota; Viridiplantae; Streptophyta; Magnoliopsida; Lamiales; Lamiaceae
Exons: 4
Coding region: 1129-1473 (114 amino acids)
Source: RefSeq, a predicted model, not a curated record
CGUCCGUUGCUAAAUAGCAACGGAAUUUUCCGUUGCUAUUCCGUUGCUGUGCCCUAAAAAAAAGGUGAAUGAACCGCGCCUCCUCCUUCAUUUUUUCAACACAACUUUCACUUCUAUUUCUCAAAAUUCCCAAAUUUCCCCCCUCCGAUUCCCCAUUUCCGGCGACUCCCGCUGCGUGCUCCCCUUCGGCGACUCGUCCACGCCGCCGUUUCCACCGCGCCCCUGCUCGCCCCGCCCUGCGCCGCUCCGCGCCCUGCGCUGCUGCCCGCCUCGCUCCGCCCCACGCCGCUCCGCGCCCUGCGCUGCUGCCCGCCCCGCGCCUCGCCGCUGGUCGCCCCGCCUCGCGCCGCUGCCGCCCUGCGCCGCUGCUCGCCCCGCCCUGCGCCGCUGCCCGUCCCACGCCGCGCUGCUGCUCGCCCCGCCCCUCCCUGGCGCCGUGUCCUCUGCUGCCAGCGCCGGAUUCCUCCGCCGCCACCGGUCCUCCUCCUCCGCGGCCACCGGUCCUCUUCCUCCGCUGCCUGCGUCCGUCGGAUUCCUCCAUAGGUUUGUAAUUUUUUUUUUAAUUUCCAUUAAUUAUUUGAAAAAUCCUAUUAUUUCAAAUAUUUUCUUAUGUAUCUGGUCGUGACAUAUAGAUUGAAAAAUAUUUCAGAGCUCUUGUAACUAGUUUUACCACCACUACCUUGCUACAACCUUGUAAACUCCUGAAUACUGAAUUCGCACUAAAUUUUUCUUUGGUUGAGAUAUCUUUUCUAAUUCUGAUCCUAAUAACUUGUUGGUUAUGCAAUACACGAAAUUAUAUUAAGUCUUUGAUCAACCAAUCACUAUUGUAGCUUUUAUCUCUAUGUUUCUGUCACAUCUAUUGGUAGUACUUGCUUCCUAUCAAGUUUUUUGUUGUCGAGCAAGUUCAAUAUGUUUGAGACAAAGAAAAUUACAAAAAAGAAAUAGCUAGACUUUUGCUGUUUCUUGCUUUCUUCCAUUCCUUUCUCGGAAAAUCUUGCACUCUUAUUCAUGAUUCUGAUGUGCUUUCUUGGAUAUUACUGAAAUGAUUAUCAGAUAGAGUGGUAUAAUAGAUGCCUUGACACAUUGAACAAUGUUGAGACGCUAUAUCAAGGAAAAGACACAGCCCAUAUGAUACAGAGCAAAGUUCUGCAGGUUUUGGGAGGGAAAAAUGAAAAUUUGAAGCUUGUUUCUAAGAAAGAUUUAGAGUCUGAAAACUUAAAUGGUUUUCAUGCUGAAUGUCUGACAGAUACAUGGAUUGGAAAUCAAAGGUGGGCUUUCAUCGACUUGUCUGCUGGACCAUUUUCAUGGGGACCUUCAGUAGGUGGUGAAGGAGUCCGUACAGCACAAAGCCUACCAAAUGUGGAGAAAACAAUUGGUGCAGUUGCAGAAAUAUCAGAAGAUGAAGCUGAAGAUCGCUUACAAGAGGCAAUCCAGGAGAAGUUUGCAGUGUUUGGUGAAGUAGGCAUUUUUUAAAGCUUCUUAAAGUAUUCAAUGAUAUAAUGGAAGCUCUUAUUUAGCCAAAUUGAUAGUAUAUUGAAAAAGCAACCUUAUUGCUUCUGUUCUUUGUAGUUAAGAAUUUCUUAAAAUGUAUUUUACACUAAUUUUUCUAUUAUAUAUUUGUGAACACUUGAAUAUUUUGUUAAGUUAUGACUAUUCGAAUGCUAAUUUAAAUUUCA